AAGUAAUGAUGGGUGAUCCAAGUGGUUUGCUUUGGAUAGAUAACCAUAACAUAAAAUAACAAGCCCAGCUCCUCUUUUCCCUUCUUCAUCCUGUGGUGGUCAGGGUUUCUUCAUACCAAAAAACAAAAAACCUAAAAACUUUUUCAACGUAGAAGACGAUACAGCUUCCAUAAUAACCUCAUUCAUACACCAUACUUCACCUCAAUCUUCUUCUAUCUACUUCUUAUCUAUCUCUUUUUCACACAUAUCUUCAUCUUAAUCUUAUUGAAAUCACCAAUGGAUCCGUUUUAUAUGGUUUCUUCAAUCAUCGAGCAACGAAAAGGGUUUGGGUAAAAGAAUCAGCAACUUGCAGGUUCACCUUUUGAAGUGUUAUUAUAUACUUUUUUAGAUUCAUGUUAGUUUUUUGAGCUUGAAGAAGAAUGAGCUUAUCCAAUAACGUGUCUUCCGCCAUUGACAAAAAGCUUAGCUCGACAGGAAAAACAAUACGUUUAAAUCCAGAUGCAGCGGAGUUUGUUCCAUUCGCUUUAAGAUCACCUUCCGCAGCUGUCGGUGCUUCAGAUGCAUCCUCAAGUUUCGGUAAUUUCGGUACCACAACACUAGGGAAAACAGUAGUAGACAGAUCAGAGUCGUCUGUGUCAAAUGUUUCAGAGGAUGAGGUGCAUCGAUACUGGCAGAACCAGCUUCCUGAUGACAUCACGCCCGACUUUAAUGUAACAGGAGAUGAAGAUUCUCAAGGAAUCAAUGCACUUCCUUUUUCAGCGUUAUCUUUAGCAGAUGUUAAUGAAUCGUCACGGUUCACCGACAGGUUUCAAAAGGAGUUAUCUCCUCGUCAAACAAACGGAAGCAGCUUUUCUAAGAAGAUGGGAUUUCCCGUUUCGUUAUAUGACGAAAAUCCGCUCUCUAGUUUUCAACAACAAGGGCCUGCUAAACCCUGGGAUAUUCAGGGUGAUCAGCUGCUAAACGGUAUACAAGAGGGGCCUUCAUACAAUGGUGGUGAUCAUGGGCAUGGUUACAUUGAUGGCAUGUUUGAUGAGCAACAGAUGGACGGUGCAGAAGUAAAUCCGCUUGAAUUUCUGGCUUCACAGUUUCCGGGUUUUGCAGCUGAAAGUCUUGCAGAUGUUUAUUUUGCAAAUGGAGGAGACUUGAAUUUGACAAUUGAGAUGCUGACUCAGCUUGAGCUUCAAGUAGACGGUGGUUUUAAUCAGAAUCUGAACCCCAAAGUUUUAUCGGCUCCAAAUCUUAGUGCUCUUGAUUUCCCUGCACUCUCUCCUGCAGAUGGUCAAAACGGUGAUGAUCAUCAACAGCGUAUCGAUCCGUACCGUCCAUUGGAAAAGGAGAUCUUGCUCAUGUUUAAGUCUUCCUCCACCGCACCACCAUCUGGUGGUGCUACUGAUUUUGCUUCUGCUGUUAGAAAAAUGGCGUCACAGGACUCGAGCAUAUGGAAAUAUAAUAGAGACCAUAAUCAAGAUACCACCGUUGGAUCAAGUAGAAGUUCUCACGUUUUGGCCAGCUCUUAUAACAGUGGUCAUGGAAGGAUGAGUUAUGGAGAUCGGUUAACUAACCGGAGUUCAAACCGUUCAGCACCUGUCUGGCUUGAAACAGGAGAUGCUGUCGCAAAUAUGUACUCUGAGAUGCGUGGUGAAGCUCGUGAUCAUGCACGUCUGCGCAAUGCAUACUUUGAACAGGCACGACAGGCAUACCUUGUUGGAAGCAAGGCUUUAGCAAAGGAACUAAGUGUAAAGGGGCAACUGCACAACAUGCAAAUGAAAGCUGCUCAUGGAAAAGCUCAAGAAUCUAUAUAUCGUCAGAGGAACCCAGUUAGCCCAAGUAUGCAGGGCAAUGGAAGAGCAGGACAGGAAAAGUUGAUAGACCUCCACGGGCUACAUGUGACUGAAGCAAUUCAUGUCCUGAAACGGGAUCUCGCAAUGCUGAGGAGCGUUGCCAGGUCAGCAGAUCAGCAUCUACAGGUGUACAUAUGUGUUGGAACAGGCCACCACACGAGAGGGACCCGCACUCCAGCUAGACUCCCUGUUGCUGUUCAGAGAUACCUGCUGGAGGAAGAAGGCCUGGACUACUCUGAGCCCCAGCCUGGGCUCCUUCGAGUUCGGUUAUAUUGAAAAAAAAAUCAAAUCAAAUCAAAUCAAAGAAGCAGGUAUAGGAGCUCUUUUUGACAGAAUAAAAUACAAAAAGAAGAAAAAGGUUAACCACUUGAAAAUCAAAUAUUAAAAUUUAUGCGUUUGUAAAUGGGAUGAGUCGGAUGACGGGAGAUUAGUCAGUCGGUAGUCUGGAGAAAAUGAAAAAAUGUAUCUGUGUAUCAUUAAGGUGUAACCAUCCAACAACAGAAUUACUUUGGUAGGGAUGAUUUGUUUUUUUUUUUUUUUUGUUAAAUGUAUCUUAAGUUUAUUUUUUACACAGUUUGCAGGUGUAAUGUAGGAUUGUUUUGAAUGAUAGUUGCAAAGUUGAGUAAUUGAA
Helianthus annuus (common sunflower) is the source of this 2472-nucleotide messenger RNA. Its product is annotated as polyadenylate-binding protein-interacting protein 7. Bases 420 to 2117 code for a protein of 565 amino acids. The record is from RefSeq and is a predicted model, not a curated record. NCBI's taxonomy places the organism in Eukaryota, Viridiplantae, Streptophyta, Magnoliopsida, Asterales, Asteraceae. The transcript is spliced from 6 exons.